AAUCUUAAUAUAGACUAGUUGGAAACUUUCCUGUAUGGUGAAGUAUAAAGCCGGGCAGACCGACGUUCUCAGCCCUUCAGAAGUUACCUGUGGCCUGUGAACGUCAGUGCGUCUGCUAAUACCAUCAAGAUGAGUUCGAAGCCCGCUUACAAAGUUGCUGACAUCAAUCUGGCCGAUUUUGGCCGUAAGGAGAUCAUUAUGGCCGAAAAAGAGAUGCCCGGGUUGAUGAGCCUUCGUCAGAAAUAUGGAACUCUGAAGCCUCUGAAAGGAGCCCGUAUUGCAGGGUGUCUUCACAUGACAAUUCAGACUGCUGUCCUUAUUGAAACCCUGACUGAACUUGGCGCUGAAGUGCAGUGGUCUUCAUGCAAUAUCUUCAGUACACAAGAUCAUGCUGCUGCAGCUAUUGCCAAGACAGGUGUGCCAGUUUAUGCUUGGAAGGGAGAAACUGAUGAAGAGUACAUCUGGUGUAUCGAACAGACACUGGUUUUCCCUGGUGAUAAGCCCCUAAAUAUGAUCCUUGAUGAUGGUGGCGACCUGACCAACCUUGUCCAUGAAAAAUACCCUCAGUACUUGCCUGAAAUCAAGGGUCUUUCAGAAGAGACAACCACUGGUGUUCACAAUCUGUUCAAGAUGAUGCGCGAGGGCAAAUUGAAAGUCCCUGCCUUUAAUGUCAAUGACUCAGUUACCAAGAGCAAAUUCGAUAACCUGUAUGGAUGCCGAGAAUCUCUCACUGAUGGCAUUAAGAGGGCAACAGAUAUCAUGUUGGCUGGUAAGACUUGUGUUGUAGCAGGUUAUGGUGAUGUUGGCAAAGGAUCUGCCCAGUCACUCAGGGCUUUUGGCUCCCGUGUCUUGAUUACAGAAAUUGAUCCAAUCAAUGCUCUCCAAGCAGCAUGUGAAGGCUACCAGGUAACAACAAUGGAAGAUGCCAUCAAGCAGGGAACAUCCAUCUUUGUAACCACCACUGGAUGUCGUGACAUCAUUACUGGGGAUCAUUUCAUGGCCAUGAAGGACGAUUCAAUUGUUUGCAACAUUGGUCAUUUUGAUAUCGAGAUUGAUGUUAAAUGGCUGGACGAGAACUGUGUUGAGAAAGUUAACAUUAAGCCCCAGGUUGACAGAUACCUACUCAAAUCCGGAAAUCACGUCAUUCUGCUUGCUGAAGGUCGUCUUGUGAACCUUGGAUGUGCUAUGGGUCACCCUUCUUUUGUUAUGUCUAAUUCUUUCACCAAUCAAGUUAUUGCCCAGAUCGAAUUGUGGACCAAGGCUGGUCAGUACCCAGUUGGUGUUCACUUCUUGCCAAAGAAAUUAGAUGAAGAAGUGGCUCGCCUUCACCUUGAUCACUUGGGUGUGAAAUUAACCAAACUUACUGCUAACCAGAGUGAAUAUUUAGGCUUGCCUGUUGAAGGACCUUUCAAACCAGAUCACUAUCGGUAUUAAUGAGUACAAACGAUUUAACAACACCUAGUCCUUUUUUUUAAUUUGUUUGGUAUUUUAACUUAAUUUUUCUGGAUAAUUUACUUGAGUGCUAAGUGUGAAAUCAUGUAUUUCAUCCAGUUAAGAAAUUUGUUGAAACUGCAAGAUGCGCAAGUGAAUGAGUGGUUGAAUAUGUGGAAUUAAAUUGUUUUUUAAUAUAA
Molecule: messenger RNA, 1631 nt
Organism: Macrobrachium nipponense
Lineage: Eukaryota; Metazoa; Arthropoda; Malacostraca; Decapoda; Palaemonidae
Gene: Ahcy
Product: adenosylhomocysteinase-like
Exons: 6
Coding region: 130-1434 (434 amino acids)
Biological process (GO): L-methionine cycle
Cellular component (GO): cytosol
Molecular function (GO): adenosylhomocysteinase activity
Source: RefSeq, a predicted model, not a curated record